CCUAAUCCCUGGCUCUCUGUCCCGGUUGCAAGAGGAGAGGCGUCUGGCGAAGAAGAACACAAGAACCAGAGUCCAGAGAAACUGAAAAGUGAAAGGCAAAAGUAAAACUCACGUUACCCAGCCGUCCGCCGCGGCCGCCUGCCUGCCGUCUCAACGAUACACUGUUUGCGGCCUGUUCAUAACUUGGUCUGUUGCGAAUUGCAAUGUGAUGAUAGCUGGCUGGUGGUGUGGUGAUUUUCUGGCAACAAUGAAAGAUAAUUUGACAAAAGCCAGUACUCGUGUCACCAAAGGCAAAGCAAAACUCAAAAUGGCAACAAAGAAAGAUGAUGUGACCAAAGCAAGAACUUGUGUCAGCACAGGCAUUUCAGUUGGCAAAAAUCAAUCUAAUUCGUCCACUUUUAAGGGAAAAAAUGAUUUCUCUAAGGCCAUUGGGGAGGGAAAAGAAUUUUCGGUGAAUCCAUCUCAACAGGGCGUUCUAAAGAAAAGUUGUGAAUCAAAUAUACACGAUUCAGAAGAUGAGGUGAUGCAACAAGCAAUGGAAUUGUUAGGAGAGUUUCACAACCAUGAACUUUGCUGCAAGAAUCGAAAGAGAAGGAUGGAAGAGAGUUUACUGAUAAUUAAUUAUAUUACUGAGCGCGAAUCUCCAUCUCCUCCACCACCAGAGUCAGUGAUUUUGGAGCAAAAAGAGGAACUUAGAAAGCUGUACCAAGUCUUAAGAGGAGAGAAUAUACCAAGAACACUCUAGGAGGACCUUAUUUGGGUUCGAAGCUGAGAGAGGUCUGAUGAAUCCUUGAUCCUCUCGUGAUCUAUGUAUUUGGACCACAGUGUGAUGUUCUUCAUUACUUUUGCAAAGACUGCUUAUGAUACCUUGUGAUUUUGUUCUACUUUUAGAUGAAGUUUGUCGUUUAGUCAAAACUAUUUGACUAAUAACCCUUAAUUAUCCUUGUAUAUGUUUUCUCUAGUUUGAUUUUACCACAAAAGUCUGAUGUAUCAUAUUGGCGAUCUCUGGCUGAUGUUCAUCAAGACCAGAGGCCGAUUGACAAAGUUACACGAGUGUUUCAGAGGUCAUGUUCA
Messenger RNA from Olea europaea var. sylvestris, 1074 nucleotides. RefSeq lists its product as uncharacterized. NCBI's taxonomy places the organism in Eukaryota, Viridiplantae, Streptophyta, Magnoliopsida, Lamiales, Oleaceae. The record is from RefSeq and is a predicted model, not a curated record. The transcript has 6 exons. Bases 209 to 745 code for a protein of 178 amino acids.